Messenger RNA from Phalaenopsis equestris, 1145 nucleotides. RefSeq names its product zinc finger protein ZAT5-like. The record is from RefSeq and is a predicted model, not a curated record. Bases 196 to 921 code for a protein of 241 amino acids. NCBI's taxonomy places the organism in Eukaryota, Viridiplantae, Streptophyta, Magnoliopsida, Asparagales, Orchidaceae. The transcript has a single exon.
GCUUAACUUGUGGGGGUUGUAUAAACAUUGCCGUUAAAAUAUUUAUGCUUUGUUUACGCUCAGCCUCGGAUUUAAUAAGCAAACUCCAACUCAUUCAUCACUAUACUUGCUAACGCUUUCCACCACACUUGCUAAUAUAUACAUCGUUCCGAUUGCGUUCACUCUCGCUUCCUCUACUUCUUCCCCCUGCACUCCAUGGAUUCUACAGAAGAAGCCAUGGUAAACCCCCACGUCUUGAAGGGAAGAAGAACCAAGCGGCAGAGGCACUUACCGGUGGCCGCUGCUCCGGCCUCUUCAUCUUCCUCGGAGGAGGAGGACAUGGCCAAUUGCCUCAUACUCCUCGCUCAAGGCCCGCCGCCGGAUUCCGCCAUCAAAGAAACCGAAGAAAUUGGAGCGGAGAAAAAGCCAAGCAGGGGAGUCACCGGAUUUGGCAAAGCAGGAUUUUUUUUGCACGAGUGCAGGACGUGCAAUAAAUGCUUCCCAUCCUACCAAGCGCUCGGCGGUCAUCGGACAAGCCAUAAGAAGCCUAAGCUGACCAUCCCGUCGGUGGGGGAAGAUCAAACAGGGGAGAUCGGAAAGGAGUUGAUUCAGUUAAACAUCAAUUCUUUCUCCAACUCAAAAAUUGGAAAGAUCGCGAGAGUCCACGAGUGCUUAAUAUGCGGCUCAGAAUUCUCAUCCGGACAGGCACUUGGCGGCCACAUGCGACGGCACAGACAGACGAGCAUGCCGGAAACUGUGGAGGAGAAGAAGGCCGAGAAGAGUAGUAUUGUGAUGACUUUGGAUCUCAAUCUCCCUGCUUCCGACGAUGAUUACUGUUGCAGUGGCGGAGGUGAAUUGCCGACAUCUUCAUCAACCUUCUCGUUUGCGAGCAAGCCGCCGCUCCUGAUGUCGACAUCGGCUCUUGUUGAUUGCUUCUACUGAUUAACAAUUGGAAGAUGCCACUUUUAUUUAACUUCUUAAUUUUCACAGUGCCAUAUGAAAUUUAUAAAUUACAUGUAUUCUCUUAUCUUUCACCGAUUGUUUAUGAUUGUUGGAAUUUUUUUGGAUGAUAAGCCGGGGAGAUUUUUUAAUGGGGAUGGUAUAUAGUGAAAGUUCAAAAAUAAAAAUUGCUCCUUUUUUAUAUGAUGGUGUAUUGAUUCUUGUAC